UCCAUCGCGAUCCUGUUCGCCGCGUCGAAGCCCCUCGCCUUGUCGGUGGGGAGCAGCUCGAGGCAAUCCCGCCGGGCGCCCGCGCCGCGUAUGAAGUGGGAGGUCUCGAUCGCGCCGUGGGAGCUCGACUACGGCCUGCAGCGUGCGCCCGUCAAGCUGCCCGCCUCGGUGCGCGAGGGCGACCCUCCGCAGCCCUUUGAGGUGACCGAUGAGCAGCGGCGGGCCCUGUACGAGGACGGCGCCAUCGUCAUCCCCGGCGUGCUCAACGACGAGUGGAUCGAGUACGCCAGGGCCGCGACCGACUGGCAGGUCGAAAACCCGCACUUCUGGUCCAUCGCGGGCGUCGCGUCGGGGCUCUACGACUACAUCCAGCGGUCGGUGUGGGCGUCGAACAGCGCGUUCGCGGAGCUGCUGUACUACAGCCCCAUCGCGUCCGCGCUCGCCGGCAGCAUCGACGCCAAGGAGCUGCGCCUCGCGACCGACCUCCUGAUGGUCAACCCGAACAAGGGCUUCAAGUGGCACCAGGACAACCAGAACGGGCCGAUCGACGCGUUCGGCGAGCCGGGGGCGAACGAGUGGAACGCGCUGCGCUGGUGGGUCACGCUGGACGACUGCCCGCCCGACCACGGCGCCCCCGUCUACCUGAGGAAGAGCCACCUCAACACGGACGUCACGACCGACGCCGUCUUUGUCGACCUGGAGAAGGACAACCUGCUCAUGUACCCGGAGCUGCUCGAGUUCCGGCCAAAGGCGGGCGACCUGAUCGUGUGGCACUCGCGCGCGAUCCACAAGAUUGACGGGCCAAAGUCGCAGGACUGGGAGUCGAGCAGGCGGCGCGUGCUCGGCGGCACGUGCGCUGUCGACGACUGCCAGUACCUGGCGGGCGGCCGGCUCCUCUUCGCCGACAUGGGGUCGCACGGGAUGGAGGACGGCGACCCGCUGAGGCACGCGCUCUUCCCGAAGCUGUACCCGUGCUCCGACCCCGCCGAGCGCGCCGAGGCCGCCGCCGGCAAGUGCACGCGCACGUGGGAGGGCGUCGGGCGCAUGUGGGGCGGCGCGCUCAAGUCGAUGACCGAGAUGUCCUCCUUUGCCAACGUCGUCAACCUCGGCGGCGCCAAGGAGGGGGGCGCGAAGGGGGGGAAGGCGACGCUUAAGCUGCCCUCCCCACCCUUUCCCCACGACCUCCCAGAGAUCCCGCUGCCCUCCCUACCCAACCCCCUAGCCAAGGAGGGCGCGGCCAGCGAAAAGUGAACGAGCCGGGCUCCCAGCGGGCGCGCGUCGUGUGGGGAAUGAUAUGUUUAGUUUAUGCUGAGAAAGCGUGCAACCGGCGGC
Emiliania huxleyi CCMP1516 is the source of this 1332-nucleotide messenger RNA. RefSeq lists its product as hypothetical. The transcript has a single exon. The record is from RefSeq and is a predicted model, not a curated record. Bases 91 to 1251 code for a protein of 386 amino acids. NCBI's taxonomy places the organism in Eukaryota, Haptophyta, Isochrysidales, Noelaerhabdaceae.